CUGGGCUCCUUCCUUUCCCCGGGGCCUCCAGGGAUCAUCUGGGGAGGCUCGUGUCUCGGGUCCUGGGGGGGUCGCCGGCCGCGGGCUCCUGCCCAAGCAGGGGGUCCUCCGCGCCCACGCGAGCGACGGCCGAGCCCGGCUUCCCGCUUGAACCCGCCCCCUACCCGGGGCGCCUGUGGUCAGGUGGUUGCCUGCGCGCCGCCGCUCCACCGGGCCCGCACACCUUUCCAGCCUCUCCUUGGCUUGGCCCCCUUGAUUGUCCAGUCCUCCCAGCCCUGGUCCCUCAGGCGACGGAGGGUGACUCCCUCUCCAACCCGCCUGAGUCUCAGCACGCCAGUGGCACCUGGGUUGACCGCAGAGGCUCCCAAUGGAUGCCAGAGAGUGUCCACGUUCUAGCGGCGGCUCGGCCCAAAGUUUGGACGCUCAAAGACCCAACGGGAGCUCUGGGUGAGGUGUUGACCACCUCCCCCUCCCCCUCCUUUGGCCAGUCACCCGACCCUGCACUUUGAUCUCUCUCCACAAGGCCAGGGCAGCUGAUGGUUGUGGCUGAAAUAUCUCAAGGUAGCCGGGCCGCCCCCUCUUCCCCACCUACCUCUUGUCCUCCCCCCCACACCACCACCACCCUGGCUCCCCUCCCUCAUGACCGCCUGGAUCCUCCUUCCUGUCAGCCUGUCAGCAUUCUCCAUCACUGGCAUAUGGACUGUGUAUGCCAUGGCCGUGAUGAACCACCAUGUGUGCCCCGUGGAGAACUGGUCCUACAACGAGUCCUGCUCUCCUGACCCUGCUGAGCAAGGGGGCCCCAAGGCCUGCUGCACCUUGGAUGAUGUCCCUCUCAUCAGCAAGUGCGGCACAUAUCCCCCAGAGAGCUGCCUCUUCAGCCUGAUCGGCAAUGUGGGUGCUUUCAUGGUGGCCCUGAUCUGCCUCCUGCGCUACGGGCAGCUCCUGGAGCAGAGUCGACACUCCUGGGUUAACACGACAGCACUCAUCACAGGCUGCACCAAUGCUGCGGGCCUGGUGGUGGUCGGCAACUUUCAGGUGGAUCAUGCCAAGUCUCUGCACUACAUUGGAACUGGUGUGGCCUUCUCUGCGGGGCUGCUCUUUGUCUGCCUGCACUGUGCCCUCUCCUACCAUGGGGCCACUGCCCCCCUGGACCUGGCUGUGGCCUACCUGCGAUGUGUGCUGGCUGUCAUCGCCUUCGUCAGCCUGGUCCUCAGUGGCGUCUUCUUCGUCCAUGAGAGUUCUGAGCUGCAGCAUGGGGCAGCCCUGUGCGAGUGGGUGUUUGUCAUCGAUAUCCUCAUUUUCUAUGGCACCUUUAGCUACGAGUUUGGGGCAAUCUCCUCAGACACACUGGUGGCUGCACUGCAGCCUGCCCCUGGCCGGGCCUGCAAAUCCUCUGGGAGCAGCAGCACCUCCACCCACCUCAACUGUGCCCCCGAGAGCAUCGCCAUGAUCUGAGGUCUGGGGAGGGUGGCUGGCCCGGCCUCCACAGGACUCCAUACCACUCUACACUAUAUCAUCUUUGCUUUUAUUUUGUACCAAAAACAAUUUGAGAAAGUGUUCUAUUGGGAUCUGGGCUUCCUCACUCCCGGAGAAGUGGCCAUCCCACGUCCACCUGUGCCAUAGAGGAGCAGGACCUGCCAGCUGCCACAGCUGCACUACCUGCUUCCCCACCCCACAGUGUUGUUUUGUGUUUAAAGGUCACCUGUCCUCACUCACCCAGCCAGCCCUUCAGGUGCCUUCUACUCCCAGUGCAAGAGCCAGACCACUGGGGUUUCCUGCUGUAGGAAUUGGGGGGCUGGGAACAGCAGCGGGGAUGGAAGUCUGGUGAGGGGGGCAGUGAGCAUGCCUUAGUCUGUAUGGUAAGGCCCACUCUGGGCCCACUGAGCUGCACUGGGAUUUCUUCACUCUGCCCCUCACUUCCUUUAGGGCAAAUAACACAGCAGAACCACAUGGGUAUUUUAGUACUUUUUUUUAUAUCUAUUAAAAGAAUUCUAAUUUGCA
Propithecus coquereli (Coquerel's sifaka) is the source of this 2001-nucleotide messenger RNA. It is a transcript of the gene TMEM150A, whose product is annotated as transmembrane protein 150A. NCBI's taxonomy places the organism in Eukaryota, Metazoa, Chordata, Mammalia, Primates, Indriidae. The coding region runs from base 640 to 1455 and encodes 271 amino acids. The record is from RefSeq and is a predicted model, not a curated record. Gene Ontology annotation, biological process: protein localization to plasma membrane. The transcript has 7 exons.